AUGAAUCGUUUGGGCGAAACGGAAUCGACGCCGAAAAAGCGUCCUCUGAAGGUGGAAGACAUUGUUUUGAAAGAUGCAAUCACGAAAUCUGGUCGAAAGAAAAUCCACCGCGCCAAGGGCAAAAAAGACACCGAAGCAGCCGGUACACCCGGAAAGCGGGCAGCGGUAAAAGAGCCAGCUUCGCCGGAAGAGGUAAGACGCUCACGCAAAACCAUUACGUCGGCCAGAAAAGCAGUGAAAGAACCAGCGGGCACACCGAAACGGCACGAGCCAAAGGAGCCGAAGCCAAGUGCAUCCACGGUCGACGAGGGUGCUGGUAUCUCUAAAUCGGGGCGCAAAAUAAAAGUCCCUGUCAAGUUGAUGGAAUUCGAGAGUGAGGUGUUAACCAGUCCUCGCAAAAUACUUGUAUCGGAAAGAGAAGAGCCAACCAAGGUUAAGGCUGCUAAAACUCCCGGGCGAGCUAAAACUCCGGCCAAGGCGGCAGUCAGCACCAACGCUGGUGAAGACGAAGCAAAGCAGCGGAAGACACCGGGACGGCGCGCCAAAUCCGUAGUGCCGGAUGAGCCGGAAGUAGAAAAGAAGAGUGUAGCGUUGGCGGCUAGGACUCCCCGACGCAAAGCUGCAACCGCUUUAUUUGGCGAUGAGGCGGCCGAUGCUUUACGACCGGAAAGCCCUGUGCCGGAACUGCAAUCGCUCCCGAAGACUCCAGGGAAACGAGCAGCCAAAUCUUUGAUGGGUGGUUCCGCUGUAAAAACAUUACGCACUGACAGUCCACCGACUGCCGAACCAAUUCCGCCAAAAACUCCUGGCCGUUUGGGCCGUCCCAAGGCGGUAGCAGUUGACAAAGAUGGGAAGAGCGGGUCGGAAACGGAUGCAAAAGAUAACAUAAAAGCUGCACCAACUCCCGGACGGCGUGCUGGUAGAUCCACGAUAAAUGUAGCAGCAAAACUAUCGCGUGAGGAAAGUCCUACUUUGGAGCUAGUUGUACCUAAAACACCGGGGCGCAGGGUUGGAAAAUCGGUCGUAAAUGUGCUGCAUGCUGAAAGCGCCAUUGUGGAGCAAGUGGCCCCCAAAACACCAGGCCGUCGUAAGAUGGAUGCUGUUGUGGACACUGAAAAUGAUUUGUCAGAUGUGAACGUAUCAAAACGUGUCUCAAAAACUCCCGGCCGUAGAUUGGACAAAAAGGAGAAACUACUAUCUGAAGAACAGAUUUCGGAUACGGAUUCCACGGGCAGUGCAUCACAUAAACCUGAUUCCGCAAUUCAAAAGGACCCAUCUCUCGCAUCCGAAGAGGCUCUGUCACGUUCGGGCCGAAAAAUUAAGCCAAAAAGAGUGUUUGGGUUUGAAAUGACAAUGGAACCGACUGUGUCGGAUGGUAAAGCUUUGAACGAUAGUAGAAGGAAAAGAAAGGUUGAUAGCACUGACGAAGCAUCCAUCGAGACGAUUUUGUCACCAACAAAAAAGAAGAACACGGGUAGUGCCUCUGCCAAGGUGGAAACACCAAAGCAAAGCAGCGGAUUGGACAGUGUUGCAGAAUCAGUCCAAAUCGAAAAUACCCCCGAUGGGACGGUUUCACGAUCCGGAAGAAAAAUCAAACCGAAGAAAAUGUUUGGAUUUGAGGAUGGGGAUAGUGACUCCUUUGUCCACAUCACAGGCUCCUCUUCCCCUACAUUAAUCGAUGAAAAAAUGGAUGAAGCUAGCGGCGUAGACGGUACCGUACAGAAACAUGCAAGUGAAACCGCUAAAACUAAUGCCACUGGCACACCAUCCAAGAGCGUACCGUUGUCAGCAAAAAUCGCGAAAAAAGCCUCCACCCUUCCCGUGGAGAUUGACCCACAACAGGUUAAGGAGCGGAAGCAAAAUGAUUUUAUAACCAGACGAGGUGUGGAUGAUCACCAUCAUUCAAGCGACCAAACGGAUUGUGUCCAGAUCGGCACGGAACCGGUCAUCCUCCGUACUUCUAUUGGUUUUGGUAAACCUACGACAGCAAAGGAAAUGCCGUUGGUAGAAAGUGCAAAAUUAAAAGGCGAUGCCAAGGCUACCGAAAGCGUAACACCAAAACGCGACAAAACAGUGGAGGAUGGCAGCAGCAGUCGAUCUGGUCGGAAAAUAAUACCAAAAAAGUUUUUCGAUGCAGAUGAUGUACCAUCCUCUGGGCGCAAAUCGAAGGUUGCCGUUCCGUCCGCUCAAGGGAAGCUUCCUGUAUUGACACCAGAAGAGGGAGAAACUGGACAAGCGACACCCUCUGUCGAACAGGAAAUAGAUGCGGAGGGAAGUGUUUCUUUACAAAUGGAAAUUGCUGGGGAUUCUGCAGUAAAGGGCGAAGCUGGGGGUGAUAGUGUAUCUGUUGAAGGGGUAUCUGCUGAGGAAACUAAUGUUUACGUAGGAACGAAGCAAGCAGAAGAACCGAAUGUAGUAACGAAAGAAACUCUUGAAUCGGGCAUAGACACUGCUACUAAAUUAGAAACGGAGUAUGAAACACCUCCAGCACCGGUCGAUGAAGAACAACAGCAGAUUGGGAAGGGUAAAGAGCAGGAAGAUUGCUUCAAGGAUGGGGAUAGUGUUUCAAGGGCAGAUAUUGUUGAAGUGGGAAUGGAUUCAAAGAAACAGGAGGAUGAAAUUAAUGCACAAGAAGAGAAACCGGAACACAAUGUUGAGUUGAUAGCGCCCGUAGAGACAAAUGAAUCACCCUCCUCUCAGCAAACUGACACAGCACCUGUAAUCUCAGACGAACAACCCAAUAGACCGGACGGUGAAGCAUCGGGCGAAACAGGCGACAUAUUGAGUUCUGAUAAAAUAGAUAAUGUCAUCUCAGAAGCAGAACGAUCAGAAUCAACGAUCAAACAGCACGUUGAAGGUGAAGGUGCGGCAUUGAAUGAAACCUCGCUAGAGCAGCAAAACAAAGAAAUUUCUACAGUUGAAAAAACACUGGAGAGCAUAACAAAUUCCGCAACAGAUAAUGAAAUGAACACUACAAACGAUUGCAAAACCGUCCCCGAGAAUAAUGUUGAUGAGUCGGCUCUAAAUGCUGUCGUUGAGGAGCCUGGGUCAGAGCGAGUGUCCGAAGGUGUUCCCACAGCAAAUGUCAUAUCAAAGGUUGCGACACCGGAAGAUGAUGAGAUGCUAGCGAAUACCUCAUUUGGAGGAAUCGAAUAUUUGGAAGAUCAGGUGAACAAUAUCGCUGAGUGCAUCAAAAACCCAUCCCCGGCGCAUGAGGCUAGCGAUGCGUCGAUGUUGGAAGAAUCUACUGACCCUUCGUCGAAUCCAUCGACAGUAACCAUGCCUGCCGUCAAUGAAAUGAAUGAAACGUUUUCACCCGUGAAACCGAACCAGGUGUCGUCGUCUUCCGGUGUUCCUGUCAUUGAUAUAACGGCCGACACUCCUCGCCCGGUGGUUGCUGUUGCUGCAGCAGCAACUGCUGCUGCUACGCCACGUACGCCAGAAUCUAUAUCAGCUGUACAGGCAUCAGCGGACAAAUGCUCACCGGAUAAGGCACCGGAAAUUAUUGAAAUUAUGGACAGUCCGGCGGUGGCGGCAUUUUGCAACGAGAAGAACACUGAACUUCUGCGGAGCGAAAAAGGUGGCAGUGUGACAAGUACGCCCAAAUUCGUGGUAUCGUUAGAUGAAGAAGCCCACGAAACACAAGAGGAGCUGCAGCGAGCGGGUCGUAAACGAUCACUAUCCACCAGUGCAGUCGAUACUACAAUGAAAAGAAAUGUUACAUUUCAUAGUCCGGCAAACAGCACCGUGCUGGUCGAAACGAUCGACGAACGAUUGGUACAGAAAAGCUUGCAGGGCCAGCAGCAGCAAGAACGAGCAGAAGGAAAUGAGAGCAGUCAUGGCACAAGCAUCGGGGAAAAGUUGCGCAAGCCACGAAAGCGCUCACUGUCUGAGCAUAAAUCAUCCGAUCUGAAGCGAAACAACAAGAUCAGCAAGUUGCCGAACUUUAAAAACAUUCACGCAAACCAUUUCAAUCGCAUGGAAUCGAUCGCAGAUUUCAUGAAGCGCAAAGAGACCCGAGCUAAACAUAUACUCGCAUCGGCCAGUCCGGCAACAAAGAUUCCUGCCCGACCCGUUGCCGCUACAAAUGAUUCCAGCACAGCUGAAGCACCACUAUCGGGCAAGAAAGAAGCAUCAUCAUCCACGACGAAACCUUUCCUUUUCAAAUCAGCUGGUGGUAGGGGCAUACCAGUACCCUCGGCAGGACUGUUCGUGUCUGGUAUCAAGGGAGCACCUUCAACGUCAACCGCAGUAAAGGCACCUGGUGCGGCUGAUCGUCAUGUGCCGUCCACGACAACGGCAACCAGUACCACCGCCAAGAAGCCCAUCCGAAGUGAUGCGGAUAAGAUGGCUAACCGAUUGAAGCAAUUCCAGGCAACAUUUAAACCGAAACAUAUUGCACCUGAUACAAGUGCCGCCUCUGCUGGGGCCUCGGGAGCGGCGAUCACAAGCGCUGUCGGAGGACAUCCGGUUGAGCAACUGCGCUCAAAACAAUUGAAGAUUUUGAAAGGCGUACGCACGAAUCGUCGAUUUGAGCUGCAGAUGAAACACCGAGACCAGCAGCAGUGAAAGGCUCGGAAGGUUCGACCCAUUUAGGCCGGCCGGAAAAUAAGAGGAUGGAUGUACCUAGCAUCUCAUAUAUUAUUAUUUUUAGACUUUGUCCUGAGUUAUGUUUACUAAUUGAUGUUUCUAUAUUAACUUUGCUUCGUUCUUUUGGUGGUAUCGAUGGAAAGAAGGCCAGGCUGCUUUUUUUUAACAGAAUUAUUAUCACGUACUAUAUAAGAGAGUUCUUUUUUACACUUUUUGACAUAGAAGAAUUGCCUUAAUGAUAGCAGGAGUAUGGAAGCAUUAACAAUUAUUAAUCUGUUAGACAUUUAAAAGCUCUCAGUUGUAAUACUUUAUAUGAUAACAAUACAAAAAAGAAUACACUGCAACAAAAGGAAAGUA
Molecule: messenger RNA, 4947 nt
Organism: Anopheles arabiensis
Lineage: Eukaryota; Metazoa; Arthropoda; Insecta; Diptera; Culicidae
Gene: Mink
Product: serine/arginine repetitive matrix protein 2
Exons: 5
Coding region: 1-4569 (1522 amino acids)
Biological process (GO): establishment of mitotic spindle localization; mitotic chromosome condensation; mitotic cytokinesis
Cellular component (GO): mitotic spindle; microtubule; nucleolus
Molecular function (GO): microtubule binding
Source: RefSeq, a predicted model, not a curated record